Arvicanthis niloticus (Nile rat) is the source of this 5000-nucleotide messenger RNA. It is a transcript of the gene Ppfibp1, whose product is annotated as PPFIB scaffold protein 1. Lineage: Eukaryota; Metazoa; Chordata; Mammalia; Rodentia; Muridae. The record is from RefSeq and is a predicted model, not a curated record. Gene Ontology annotation, biological process: neuromuscular junction development. Gene Ontology annotation, molecular function: protein binding. Gene Ontology annotation, cellular component: presynaptic active zone.
CCUGGGCGGCGGUGAUGUCAGCCCGGCGCUGUGCUCCGGCCCCGGCUCCUGUCGCCGUGUAGGGCGCGGGGGCGGCCGCGAGGAGAGCGGCGAUCUGGCAGCCGGGAGCGUGCCGGGAGGCGGAACUGCAACUUGUGGAGCUCGGCGGCCCUCCGCCUCAGUACCAAACUUCUAUGGAUCAGUUUUCUAAGGAUGUGCAAGAUUGGAAAUGCUGAGAAAUCAACACUGAACCUGUUUCUUUAAAAAGUUGAAGCUGGAAUUUGUCCCUUGUAAGCAGGAAGAUGAUGAGUGACGCUAGUGACAUGUUGGCCGCGGCGCUGGAGCAGAUGGACGGGAUCAUAGCAGGUUCUAAAGCCUUGGAGUAUUCCAAUGGGAUUUUUGAUUGCCAAUCUCCCACCUCCCCAUUUAUGGGAAGCCUGCGAGCUUUGCACCUUGUGGAAGACCUGCGUGGAUUGUUGGAGAUGAUGGAGACAGAUGAGAAGGAAGGACUGAGAUGCCAGAUCCCAGACUCAACAGCAGAAAUGCUUAUCGAGUGGCUUCAGAAUCAAAUGACAAAUGGACACCUAUCUGGGAACGGAGAUGUAUAUCAAGAAAGGCUGGCACGUCUGGAAAACGACAAAGAAUCCCUCGUUCUUCAGGUAAGUGUGUUGACAGACCAGGUGGAGGCUCAGGGAGAAAAGAUUCGGGAUUUGGAGUUUUGUCUUGAAGAGCACAGAGAGAAGCUGAACGCCACUGAAGAGAUGCUGCAGCAGGAGCUUCUGAGUAGGACUUCCUUAGAGACACAGAAGCUGGAGCUGAUGGCUGAGAUCUCUAACUUGAAGUUAAAACUGACGGCCGUAGAGAAGGAUAGGCUGGAUUAUGAAGACAGGUUCAGAGACACAGAGGGGUUAAUACAAGAGAUCAAUGAGUUGAGGCUAAAAGUCAAUGAAAUGGAUGGUGAAAGACUUCAGUAUGAAAAAAAGCUCAAGUCUACCAAAUCUCUAAUGGCCAAACUUUCUAGCAUGAAAAUCAAGGUGGGUCAGAUGCAGUAUGAAAAGCAACGGAUGGAGCAAAAAUGGGAGACACUGAAGGAUGAAUUGGCAUCUUUAAAAGAGCAGUUGGAGGAGAAGGAGUGUGAAGUAAAGAGGCUGCAGGAGAGACUGGUUUGUAAGGCAAAAGGAGAAGGGAUGGAGCCCUUCGAUCGAGAUGAAAACAUUAAAAAGAAGCUCAAAGAGAAAAACAUUGAAGUACAGAAAAUGAAGAAGGCAGUGGAGUCCCUGAUGGCAGCAAAUGAAGAAAAGGAGCGGAAAAUAGAAGACCUCCGGCAGUGCCUGAGCAGGUACAGGAAAAUGCAGGACCCAGCAGUUCUGGCCCAAGGCCAAGAUGGUGAGUGUGAGGGUCUGUUCCACUCCAGCUCCAUCUCCACCCUGCUGGAUGCACAGGGCUUUAGUGAUCUGGAGAGAAGCACUUCUUCUACACCAGGAAUGGGGUCUCCCAGCAGGGACCCGCUCCACACAAGCGCUCCAGAAGAGUUUCACACCACCAUCUUGCAAGCUUCAAUCCCUUCACUUUUGCCACUGUCUAUGGAUGUAGAAACUUGUGAAAAACCCAAGUUGCCUACUAAGCCUGAGACUCCAUUUGAAGAGGGUGAUGGAAGAGCAGUCCUGGACGCUGCCGCUGAAGUCUCCCUGUGUGAUGGUGUUUCAACUUCAAGUCUGCAGAAAUCCAGCAGCCUUGGAAAUCUGAAGAAAGAGACGUCAGAUGGCGUGGAAAAGGAAUCUAUCCAGAAGCCUUCAGAGGAUAAAGCUCCAACUGACAGCCGCACAUUUGGGACCCUGCCUCCCAAGGUCCCAGGACAUGAGGCCUCUGUGGAUGACAACCCCUUUGGCACUCGAAAAGCCAGGUCUUCCUUUGGCCGGGGCUUUUUUAAAAUCAAAAGUGGCAAGAGGACAGCAAGUGCACCAAACCUCGACCGUAAACGAAGUGCCAGUGCACCCACCUUAGCUGAGACAGAAAAAGAGACAGCUGAGCACCUAGAUUUGGCUGGUACAUCUCGGUCAAAAGGUUCACAGGGAACCAGUCCAUUCCCGAUGUCUCCACCAUCUCCAGAUUCCAGAAAGAAAUCCAGAGGCAUCAUGAGACUCUUUGGGAAACUUCGAAGAAGUCAGUCAACUACAUUCAACCCAGAUGACAUGUCUGAGCCUGAAUUCAAAAGAGGAGGAACAAGGGCAACUGCAGGACCCAGGCUUGGUUGGUCUCGAGAUUUAGGACAGUCCAACAGUGACCUGGAUAUGCCAUUUGCCAAAUGGACCAAGGAGCAGGUGUGCAGCUGGCUGGCAGAGCAAGGGUUGGGGUCCUACCUGAGUUCUUGUAAGCACUGGAUUGUGUCUGGCCAGACGCUUCUGCAGGCUUCUCAGCAAGAUCUGGAGAAGGAGCUUGGCAUCAAGCAUUCACUGCAUCGAAAGAAGCUCCAGCUGGCCCUGCAGGCCCUGGGAUCUGAAGAAGAAACCAACUAUGGAAAGCUCGACUUCAACUGGGUCACUAGGUGGCUGGAUGACAUUGGCCUCCCUCAGUACAAGACCCAGUUUGAUGAAGGGCGGGUGGACGGCCGGAUGCUGCACUACAUGACUGUGGAUGACCUACUGUCCCUGAAGGUUGUGAGUGUGCUGCACCAUCUCAGUAUCAAAAGGGCCAUUCAAGUCCUGAGGAUCAAUAACUUUGAGCCAAACUGUCUUCGGAGGCGGCCGUCCGACGAGAACAGCAUCACCCCAUCUGAGGUUCAGCAGUGGACCAAUCAUCGUGUGAUGGAGUGGCUACGUUCUGUGGACUUGGCAGAAUAUGCCCCUAAUCUCAGAGGCAGUGGUGUCCAUGGAGGGCUCAUGGUUCUUGAGCCUCGUUUUAAUGUAGAAACUAUGGCUCAGUUACUUAACAUUCCACCAAAUAAAACCUUGCUGCGCAGACAUUUGGCUACCCAUUUCAACCUUCUGAUUGGUGCUGAGGCCCAGCACCAGAAGCGAGAUGCCAUGGAGUUACCAGAUUAUGUACUGCUAACAGCUACUGCCAAAGUGAAGCCAAAGAAACUGACCUUCGGCAACUUUGGGAAUCUGAGGAAGAAGAAACAUGAAGAUGGAGAGGAGUAUGUUUGUCCAAUGGAGCUAGGCCAGGUGUCGGGUAGCUCCCAGAAGGGGCUUAGACCUGGCUUGGAUGUGCCCCUGUAUGAAGAGGAUGAUUUAGAUCGGUUAGACCAGAUGGAAGAUUCAGAAGGGACGGUGAGACAGAUUGGUGCGUUUUCUGAAGGCAUCAACAAUCUCACGCACAUGUUAAAGGAAGAUGACAUGUUUAAGGAUUUUGCUGCCCGCUCCCCCAGUGCCAGCAUCACAGAUGAAGACUCCAACGUUUGAGCAGAGCACCUGGGGACAUGCCAGGAGCACAGAUGUCAUUUUCCAACUUUGUUUCUCGGACAGUGUAUAGAGCAGGUGACAGGUUGUGCAUUGUUUAUUGUUCAGGCUUCUGCUCACUCAGAAGAACUGUGAUACAGGAAUGGUGCGAAUUCUGAGGAUGCUGAGUGAAAAAAGACACUAGUGAACGGAAGUGUGCUUGCUCUGCCUCUAUUUAAUGUAAAGUUUGUGACAUAUGCUAUUGGAAGUGUUGCAUUUACGGUUGGGUGUUUACCAGAGUGCUUCCCUCACAUCCCCAGGAGGGAGGGUCUGGCCACAUCAGUGUUCACUGCAGGCAGAGCUGAACGUGCUGCUCUCCAGGUCCAAGUGCCAGCAUGCCAGUGCCACCAUGCCAGCAGCACCUCCACUUGCCUCUCACUGUCUUAUUUUUAUAUAUUUUUCUAAAUACAUGUAUAUAUACAGUAUACAGAAAACAGAAACUUUAUUUUGUGACACAAGGAUCAAAAGAUCGUGUUAAAACAAAGAAACCCCAGUGUUCUCAAUGAUCAUAUACCAGCUGAUUCCUGAAGAUACCAGAGUCCCAUUUUUUCUCCACUGAUGAAUUUUAACAGUGUUGACCAUUUGGGCAAAAUUCUAUAUGAUACACUUCUUUGUUUCCCACAAAAUUAAUUUUAGGUGUUACCUCAUCAACUUGAAGCCUUUGGAAGUAUUUAUAUCCUCAUCAGAAAAGUUUUUGUUAGAAUGACUUGGGAAAAACAAACAAACAAAAAAAAAACCAAACAAACAAACAGAACCUUUACAUCUUAAGUUUUUUUUUUUUCUUUGCUAAACUCGUUGCUAAGUUGAACUAAGGAUCGGCCUAGCCAUGUCGACUGUACCUUACACUCAGACUGUCAGCUGAUGGGGCUUUAUAUUAUUUUAAUCAGGAUCCAAAUAUUUUAAAGCUGCAGAACAUUUUCUAAUGGUUAUCCUGUCCAAUAGCAUGUUGCUCAUGCUUUCUGACACAAAAGGCCCAAAGGCUUUUUGUAAAGAAAAUAGAAGCUACAAGCAGCUGUUUUGUGGUGUGUGUGUAUAUGAGUGCUUUUAGCAGUGUUGGAGACAAUCCACUUUCCAUUCAGGGCUACUCAAAAUGAGACCACCUGUGUGCCGGACAGGCGCUUACACACUAGGGGACAGGUGGACAGGUCAGUUUAUGGUGAUAGAUCUGGUGGUAGCCAUUUCCAAAUGUCAGCAGUAUUCCUUUCUUCUGCUCGGCAGGUUAUAAGGCUGUUCAUUGUGAACCUUUGUAACACUGCUGUCUAUUUCUAAUUAAAUACCAGAUGCUAACAGUCAUUUCCUUUGAAUGCUCCCCUUCAUUAUUUCAUGACUAUAUUGGCUUCUUCCUGUAUUGGGGUUUUAGUUUAACAUGAAUAAAUAUCACCAUUUGAAAAAGCUCAAUUUGUCAUUAGAACCUGGUUGAAAAUACCAGCAGACUGUUACAGAUGCCAAAUAUUCUUUAUUAAAGACAACGUAACAACUGAUGAUAUGUGAUAAAGUUAAAAACUUUUGAUUAUAUAUUUUAUUUACAAAAGUAUUAUGCAAAGUUCACAUUACCUUAUGAGAGGAAAUAAAGUCAGUUGAUAA